This is a messenger RNA of Galendromus occidentalis (western predatory mite), 3060 nucleotides long. RefSeq names its product heterogeneous nuclear ribonucleoprotein U-like protein 2. Lineage: Eukaryota; Metazoa; Arthropoda; Arachnida; Mesostigmata; Phytoseiidae. Bases 1 to 3060 code for a protein of 1019 amino acids. The transcript has 13 exons. Gene Ontology annotation, molecular function: protein binding; RNA binding. Gene Ontology annotation, cellular component: nucleus. Gene Ontology annotation, biological process: alternative mRNA splicing, via spliceosome. The record is from RefSeq and is a predicted model, not a curated record.
AUGGAAGAAGAACUGCUGAAGCUCACUGUGGUAAAGCUCAGGGAGAAGCUCGCGGAAAAGGGUCUCGACAUUAAAGGGGUGAAAGCGGUGCUCGUGAAACGUCUCUUGGAGGUCGCCCAUAAUGAGACGAACUCAACCGAGAGUGGGCAAAGUGUUACUGAAGAUGGAAGUGCCGUGCUUGAGCCAAGUGUUCCACCAGCCGGCGAUCCUUCAGACGAGGAACGGAAAACGGCGGCUGCCGAACCGCCUGAUUCGGAGCAAAAUCCUGAGAGUACGGCUGAAGUCGAUUCCGCAGAGCCAGAAGCAGCGGUCGGAGUCGCUGAUCGUGAUGAGUCCAUGACAGGCGUGAGAAGAGCCGCGGUUUCUCCCAUUGAGGACGUGGAACCGAAACGACAGAAGUUAGACAUUUCGAAUGACGAAGAUAUCUCGAGAGACGCUCAGAGCGAGACCACAGACAAGAUGUUUCUUUCUCUCAUCGGCGAUGAGCCCACUGAGAAAGAGGCCGACAACAUGUCUGCUGAGCAAAUGUUGACGGAUCAAGAGGAGAACUCGCUCCUUGGCGAAGAACCCGCCAAAGUGUUGGAUUCGGACAAGCCACAAACUGAAGCAGCUGAAUCUGCUGCGAACAGCUCCCAGAGCCUAUUGGAUUCGGGACACGAUACUAGUCAGGAGGCUACCGCGCCCAGGUCGAGCGAAGAAGAUGCCGAGAAACCGGUACCCAUGCCGGACGAGAUUGCUCCCGAUGCGCGGGAGGCAGCGAGCGAGCUUGGGCAGGCUACAGAAUCAACGGCCAAGGGUUCGGAGACUGCGGGAGACGCCAUCGAUGCCACGAGGAAGUCUCACGGCAGGGAAUCGAGUUCUCGGGCGACAAGGCAAAAAGCCUCGGAGAACGCCGCCGAGAACAAGAAUGAAUGGAUUGAUAAGCAGCGGACAACGAUAACGCUCGACGAGUAUACCUCAGAUCUCAAUUGCAGCAUAGACGCUGAAACAAUGAGCAUCGUCCCCUUAUCGGAAUCGUAUUUCGCGUGGAUGUGUGCUGGUGUGAAGUGCUCGCACGGUUUCAUCAAGGGGAAGAUCAGGCGAGCAUUUCUGAUGAAGCUUUUGUUUGAUGUUAAAGUAUUGGAGCUCCUAGAUGUGGACAUUGAUUCCGAUGAAAAGCAUCUGCUCCGUGUGGGAUUCUGCCGUCGACUCGAUCACCAAAGUGCUCGACUGGGUGAAGAUGAACAAUCCUGGGCACUGUCUUCGAGCGGCAAGAAGGGUUCCGGAGGCGAUUUCGAAGGCUUCGCGGAGUUGCCAGAUCUCAAAGUAGGUGAUGUAUUCUCCUCGAUGCUGAAUCUCGACACCUGUCCUGCUGAGCUCAGAUUCGCACACAACGGAAAGGAUCUCGGUGUCGCUUUCGAAAUCCCACCGGGAUCGCAUGCUCUCUAUCCAGCCGUGCUGACAAAGAAUAUAAAAGUCGAAGUCAAUCUUGGUCAAGCGGAGGCACUACCAGUGGAGGGCUGCGAGCUCGAACAUAUUUUCCCGCUCAAAACCGAACCCUCGAACAGGGUGAAAGAUGACAUAGCACCCUACUCAAGACGCGAAAGCGAGCUGAUCAUGAUGAUCGGGUUACCAUCGUCAGGCAAAUCGACCUGGGCUCGGCGACACGUGGAGAAACAUCCUGAGAAGCAUUACAACGUCCUCGGUAUUUCGACCAUCCUCGAUCGGAUGAUAAUCGAGGGUAAACCGGAAGCGAAGAAAUUUUCAGGUGAUGAGGACGAGUUGUCGAAAAUGACGACGAGCUGCUUAUCAAAGCUUAUAGAGACCGCAGCUAGUAGACGGAGGAACAUCAUACUCGAUGAUUCGAACGUGAAAGGCUCCGUGCAAGUGACCAGAUGGCGUCUUUUCGACGGUUUCAAGAGGCGAGCCGUCAUUCUUAUUACGACAGCGGAAACCUUGAAAGAACGGCAUGCUAAGAGAUCACCGGAAGAACAUCUUUUGUCGGAUAAAACUAUUUCCGAAAUGAAGGCAUGCCUCGAGCUGCCCUAUGGGUCGCAUUUCAGAGGAUGUCUUACUUUCGCCGAGCUUUCUCGCGAUGACGCUGAGAGAGAAGUUGAGAAGUACAACGAAGAAGCCGCUAAGGAGUUGGGCAUCGAACCACGCAGAAAAAGACGACAACCGAACAGAGGGGCUCGGGAAGGGGAGGCUUCCACCCUGGCUCGAACUGGGGCCCGAUGCGCGGCAACGCCUCAAAUGCCCCCGGUGCUCGCUGGGCACGUGGGGGUAUGCUUCCGCAGCAAUUCCAUCCACCGUCAGCGAGAGCUGGUCACCCAAAUGCCGGGCGGCCAAGCGCUGGACCGUAUAACAGAAACGGCAGUGAAAGAGGAUGCAGCGGCGGCAGCAGCGAUUAUCGGAGUCCGAGAGCCUCGUGGAAGCAGCAACCUUAUCGCAGCAGUAGUCGGGACGAUGAAAGCGAUGAUCGCGGCCCCGGGCAGCAGGUUCGGCUCCCAGGUUGAAUCUCCGCGAGUCACUCCGAGUUAUAACACUGCGCAAAAACCUUGGGCCGCACACCCUCAGGCGGCUCAGCCGCAGCCGCAACACGAGUCAACGCCGCAUUGCGCCCCCCAGAGCACGUGGACAUCGACUCAGAAUCCACAGCCUUACAACCAGCCGCAGCAGCAGACUCAAGAACAGCAGCAGCAGUGGUAUCAAUGGCAACAAUUCUACAACGAUCCGAGAGCACGGCCUUCGGCGCAAAAUGCUGAGCAAUGGAAGGGUCACAACCAGAAUCAGUGGUUGACGACUCCUGCUCCGGGACCUGCGGUAUCGGACAGCUCGCCAGCUGAAACCCAGAAACCAUAUCAGGCUACGCAACUCCAGGCGAAUCAACGGAACCAGUGGACUUAUUGGCAGCAGUGGCAACAGCGGCCAGCAGGAUCGCAGCAGACCGUAGCGGCUGCCCCGGGGAGCCAAUAUAGCGCCGCGCAGCAAUAUCAACAACAGAUGGCGAACUGGAAACAGCAAUGCUCUCGGUACUACGAACAAAACCCGCAGAUACCGCAUCAGUCACAGCACAAAUGA